UGUUAAUCAGUGCAAGGCGCUGUGUGACAUUUUUAGACGUUUUCCAUAUUCAGAUCCGUCGUGUCAAAGGGAUUUAUUAGAUUUGACUAACUUCAUCACGUAAUAUGACUUUCAUUAACCUCACUGAGGGCAAGUAACAGUCUCUCACUUUCUGUAUAAAGUUAUUAUUAUUAUUUUAAAACGCACGUGUGAUCGUGGUGAUGUUACUGGACGCCGGCCACCAGAUUUCUGGUUUAGGAGCUGGCACGUUCACAAGGCAUCACUCAACUGUGAGCGAGGCGCAGGAGCGAAAUAUGAGUUUCAUGGAAUCGGCACACAUGGGUGCGUUCAAACUGAACCACCCCGAUUUGUCCCCGGGCCAAAACGCAGCUUUUGCUCCCCAAGCAACCAGCUAUUCUGCGGCGGCUCUCGGAGCACAUGCAGCAGCGCACGCCGCUUCGUACGCCAGCUCAACUUUCAACUCUACCAGGGAGUUCCUCUUGUGCAGCCGAGGGUUUGGGGAUUCGACUCCGGGCGGCGGGCAGCCCCCCAUCUUCAGCUCCCCAGCGGGGCCUCUCCAUCACUCUCAUCCUGAGGGUCAGGGUCACCUACUUUUCCCCGGAAUCCACGAACAGCACGGGUCCCACUAUAGCUCUCCAAACAUCCUGAAUGGCCGCCUUGGAUUACCCGGUGAGGUCUUCGGGCGAACGGAUCAGUAUCAGCAAGUGUCAACUGCGCGGUCAGAUCCUUACAGUCAAUAUGGCCUAAAUAUAAGCAUGAACAUGGCGCAUCAUCCCGGCGCUCUCUUCCGCUACAUGCGACAGCAGUGCAUCAAACAAGAGCUCAUUUGUAAAUGGUUCGACCCGGAGCAGCUCGGCGACCCCAAAAAAUGCUGCAGCAAAACUUACAGCACCAUGCACGAGCUGGUCACUCAUGUGUCCACGGAGCAUGUCGGCGGACCAGAGCAGUGUAACCACGUAUGCUUUUGGGAGAACUGCCCACGGGAAAGUAAGCCAUUCAAGGCAAAAUACAAACUAGUCAAUCAUAUCCGAGUGCACACGGGAGAGAAACCCUUCGCAUGUCCCUUCCCGGGAUGUGGAAAGGUUUUCGCGCGUUCGGAGAAUUUGAAAAUACACAAACGGACACACACAGGCGAAAAACCAUUUUUGUGUGAAUUUGACGGCUGCGACAGACGCUUUGCCAACAGCAGUGACCGGAAGAAGCACAUGCACGUUCACACGUCUGACAAGCCAUAUCUGUGCAAACUGUGCGACAAGUCAUACACACAUCCCAGCUCUUUAAGAAAGCACAUGAAGGUUCAUGAGGAUCAAGCUCCGGUAAACGAAUCCUCUCCUACUGGAAGCUCCGGGUACGAGUCGUCCACGCCCUCCAGUUUGAUCUCUCCAUGCUCGGAGACGCACAGCACCAUGUCGCCCGACUCUGCUGCGCUCAAUAGCAGCGUGCACAGCAGCUUAACAUCCAAUUUUAGCGAGUGGUACGUUUAAGGACUCCGCCAAAAAUGACUUAUAAAAAAAGAAAAUAUUAUCUGUACAUAGUAAAUGAAGGUUUAUAUUAUCAGCAUGUCUGAGGUUCAGUGUUGCACUGUGACUGAUGUAAGCUGAGGAUAAUUAACAAUAACAAUGACUAAAAAUAACGUUGUUUAUUUUCUCAUAUGAAGAAUUAAAUGUCCUUUGGUAAUUUGUUGCCAAAGACGAAGGAUGGAUGUUUUUUGUUUGUUUAUUUGUUUUUUUGACUAGAAUUGUUUUACAGUAAGGUCGUGCCAAGUUACGAUGUUUGAAUACACAAUGGAUUGUAAAUUAGAGCUGACGUUACAUGAUUGUCUUACCAUAAAUGUAUUAAUUGGGACUCUUAAGUGCCAAAGUCAAAAGUAUGUUAAAAUGGACACAAUUUCGUGAAUGUAUUUUAUUUUUAGAAUUAGAUAUCCAAAACAUUAGAUGUCCAUAUAUAUGUUACAGAUAUAAUUGUUUGUAAAACAUUCAUUUGUUUUAAAUUAUGGUAUAGCGUAGCCUACUUGAUGAAAAUACAAAUAUUUAUGGAAAACUCCUCGAUUAAAAUCUGUACAGAA
This is a messenger RNA of Myxocyprinus asiaticus (Chinese sucker), 2065 nucleotides long. RefSeq names its product zinc finger protein ZIC 2-like. Gene Ontology annotation, cellular component: nucleus. The record is from RefSeq and is a predicted model, not a curated record. The transcript has 3 exons. NCBI's taxonomy places the organism in Eukaryota, Metazoa, Chordata, Actinopteri, Cypriniformes, Catostomidae. Gene Ontology annotation, biological process: regulation of transcription by RNA polymerase II; central nervous system development. Gene Ontology annotation, molecular function: RNA polymerase II cis-regulatory region sequence-specific DNA binding; DNA-binding transcription factor activity, RNA polymerase II-specific. The coding region runs from base 201 to 1484 and encodes 427 amino acids.